This is a messenger RNA of Trifolium pratense (red clover), 1330 nucleotides long. RefSeq names its product ervatamin-B-like. The transcript has 4 exons. The record is from RefSeq and is a predicted model, not a curated record. Gene Ontology annotation, molecular function: cysteine-type endopeptidase activity. Gene Ontology annotation, cellular component: lysosome. The coding region runs from base 42 to 1118 and encodes 358 amino acids. Lineage: Eukaryota; Viridiplantae; Streptophyta; Magnoliopsida; Fabales; Fabaceae.
GGAUGGUAGUAACAAAAACACUUGGGUAACUCAUUUAUGUAAUGAUGAUAUUCCAGAUGACAAAGUUGUUUGUGUCUUUUUUCAUUCUUAUUUUCACCAUGUGUCUCUCUUUUGCCUUGCCUAAUGACCAGUUGAACAAGUUUUCUUCUUCGGAUGAACAAGUGUUUCAACUCUUCCAACUGUGGCAAAUUGAGCACGGUAGAGAGUAUGGAACCACAAAGGAAAAAGAAAAGAGAUUGGAGAUAUUCAAAAGUAAUUUGAAGUACAUCAAUGAAAUGAAUGCAAAAAGAAAGUCACCAUUGCAACAUCGUUUGAGUCUCAACAAGUUUGCUGAUAUGAGCCCUGAGGAGUUCAGUAAAACUUACUUACAAGAGAUAGAGAUGCAGAUACCCUCUAAAUUCGACGAUAGAAAGCAUGAAGAUAAUGACAAUGAUACUGAAAACCUUCCGGCUUCAGUAGAUUGGAGGGAAAAAGGAGCUGUUACUGAUGUUAGAGACCAAGGAGACUGUCAGAGUCAUUGGGCUUUCUCAGUCACUGGGGCCAUUGAAGGAUUAAACAAAAUAGUUACUGGGAAUCUUAUCAACCUAUCUGCACAAGAACUUGUGGACUGUGACCAUGCUAGCAAUGGUUGUGCUGGAGGCUAUUACUUUAAUGCAUUUGGUUGGGUUAUUAACAACGGUGGGAUUGAUACAGAAGCUAAUUAUCCUUAUAUAGCUAAAAAUGGUACUUGCAAGGUGAAUGCAAACAAGGUUGUUAGUAUUGGCAACCUUUAUGUUUUGGAUGGAACAGAAGAAGCUUUUUUGGAUCGUGUUAGUAAACAACCUGUUAGUGUGAGUUUGGAUGCAACUGGUCUUCAAUUUUAUGCUGGUGGAGUAUAUGGUGGUGAGUAUUGCACAAAAGAUUCAAGAUUUGCAACUCUUGUUGCUUUAAUUGUGGGUUAUGAUUCAGUGGAUGGUGAAGACUAUUGGAUUGUUAAAAACUCAUGGGGAAAAGAUUGGGGAGAGAAAGGUUACUUGUAUAUCAAAAGAAAUGUUAUUGGGGAGUGGCCUUAUGGGGUAUGUGCAAUCAAUGCUGCUGGUGGUUACCCAAUCACAACAGUUUUAUCUUCAUCAAUCUAGUGGUUAUAGCAAGGAAUAACAAUCCUUUAGAAACCUAUGUGUGUGUUUCUCUAAGGCAACGCCAUCUUGUAGUGCUAUUAUGGUCUAUGGAAUUGGGGCAUAUAAUGCCCCAAUUUGUACCAAGAAUAAUAUUGGUGGACUACUUGUGUAGUGUAUCAUGUACAUGUACUACUUCUAUUGUGGCUUUAAUAAUAUUUGUGGACUACUAAAAA